Molecule: messenger RNA, 1781 nt
Organism: Pyrgilauda ruficollis (rufous-necked snowfinch)
Lineage: Eukaryota; Metazoa; Chordata; Aves; Passeriformes; Passeridae
Gene: DNAJC28
Product: DnaJ heat shock protein family (Hsp40) member C28
Exons: 4
Coding region: 488-1585 (365 amino acids)
Source: RefSeq, a predicted model, not a curated record
UCUCGUCUUGCCCCCUUUCUUCCCGUCCCUCCCCGUUCCUUCUCCCCUCUCUGUCCUUGAGCGCGGGGUCACAGCCCGGCCUGUCCCCUCCUCUUCCCGCCGGCCCCUCCUCUUCCUGCGGGGCCGUUACCGGCCCGUUCCCGCGGGCCGCCCGGCGGCACCAGGUGAUGACUUAAUGCCUUACAUGGACCAAAGCCAGCUGAAAACAUUGAAGAUUGGUCCAGCCCCAAAUUUAUCCCCCUGCCUGGCACCAGCGAAGGAGGUUGGCCGCUGCUGGGAUACAAAGGCUGACCUCGUGAAUCUAUAACCUGAGUGCUGAUCCAGAUGUUGCUGUGAAACACCAAUAAUGUGCUGUGAUGACCUCCUUUGCCAACGUACCAGGUCGUAGGUCUUGAGGCAUUGAUCCAAGGGAGUAGGAAAUUGAGCUGUUGCUGAAUGUUCUUUAUAAUGUAGCUGCAUGUGAAGAAAUCCGCAGUGGCUUUGAGUCAUGCUGAGUAACAACAUGGGACACUGUUUCAUGGGACGGGGGGCCAUGGUUCCAAGGAGGAUGAAGCCGUUUCUCUGCAGGAUGUUGUCGGGUUACAAACCCAAAAACUAUGUCAAGGACUCUUACAAAAUUCUGGAGCUGGAGGAAGGCUGUUCCCUCGAUGACGUCAGAAACUCCUAUCGCAAUCUUGCCAAAAAAUACCACCCGGACAGCAGCUCCGGCAUGGCCGAUUCCAGGGCCUUCGUGAGGGUGGAGGAGGCCUACAGGGUUGUGCUCAGCGACCUGGCAGCCAAACAGAAAUCCGAGCCCGGCCAGGAGGAGGAAGACCAGUUCAAAUCCAAGUCCCUGCAGCACAGGCACUACCUGAGCUUCGAGGGCGUGGGCAUCGGCACGCCGAGCCAGCGGGAGAAGCAGUACAUGCAGUUCCGCGUGGACCGCGCCACCGAGCAGGUGCUGGAGUACCGGCAGCAGAGGCUGGAGAGCCGCUACGCCGGCAGCGACCUCAGCAGGGCCAAGGACGUGCGGCAGAGCAAGAAGGUGAAGAUAACUCAGGCCGUGGAACGGCUGGUGGAGGACCUCAUCCAGGAAUCCAUGGCCAAAGGAGACUUCGACAACCUCAGCGGCAAAGGGAAGCCUUUGCAGAAGUUCUCGCACAGCCCCCACAUCGACCCCAUGACCCACAACCUGAACAGGAUCCUCAUCGACAACGGCUACCAGCCCGAGUGGAUCCUGCUGCAGAAGGAGAUCCGGGAGACCAUCGAGCGCCUGAGGAAGAGCAUCGUGGCCUCCAGGAGGAAGCUCGGGGAGCCGAUGACGCUGCCGGAGCAGAAGCAGUGGGGUCGGAUCUGCGAGCAGUUCGCGGAAGACAUCAGGAAGUUAAACAAGAGGGUUGACAACUUCAACCUGGUGGUGCCCAUCCUGAGCAGGCAGAUGGUGCAUUUCAGCACCGACAAGGAAAUCCUCCGAGCGCGAAAGAAUUACGAGGCCGUCGUGGAAAAGGUUUCUGAUUCAGACAGGAAGGAAAACGGGGGGGAAGAGGGCAAAAGGUUUGGGUGGAAGUCUUCUCUCUUGAAGUGGUUAAAGCUUACACCGAAAUAAUUUCACACUAAUUCCUCUUGUCAAGGUUUUGAAUGCACUUUAUGAAUGGAAUUUAGCACUUGAGAAAUUUCAGGUUCACUGGAAAUGUCAAAUUCCCACUGUUACCGUACUUGAAGGAAAUUUGGUUGUGUGGUGAGCAUUUGCAUUAUAAAUAAUUGAGUUAUUUUAAAAUAUUAUUAAAUGAAAUGUGCCAGUU